CCCCCGCUCGACCGGCGGUGGUAGCGCCCGGUGGCGGCGCGCUCGGGCCGGAGCGGCGGGGCGGGGGUCGGGGCCGGGGCCGCACCGCGGGGGGAUGACGCUCUUCGGCAGCGGGGACGCGGGCUGGAGAUAUUUGGACAUGGCCAGGGAACCCAAGCCAAGCCGGGCCAGGCUGGGCCAGAAGCGGCAGCAUGGCAGCAGCCUGUACCACAGUAACUGCGACCUGGACUACGAUCUCUACAGGGACAACUUCCCGUAUCGGGUGUACGAGUACCAGAAGAUCCCCCCCCUCAUUAACCGCAUCCCGGUCAAGGCCAGACGAACUCACGUGGGAGCAGGAGGCAAAAGCAGCCCGAGCCCCCAGCCUGGGGCGAGGAGCAGCACUAGCUCCACAGUGGGACGGACAAAGUUGCGGGCCGAAGAGCUGCACUCCAUCAAGGGGGAGCUGAGCCAGAUCAAGGCGCAGGUGGACAGUCUGCUGGAGAGUCUGGAUCGCAUGGACCAGCGGAGGGAGCGUCUCGCGGGGUCCAAGGAGAGUGAGAAGAAGAGGGUAGAGACAGGGGCAGAGUCGCCGUCUCCAGCAGGAGAGGGGUCACGGGAGCCCCGGGGAAAGGAGGGGACAGGAGCUGACGGGCACAGUGACCUGCGCAACAUUGACAGUGCUGAGGAGAGCACAGACACGGAGGAGACGGUAGGAGGAGGGCUAGAUCCUGUGCCAGGCCCACUGCUUUUCUAGAAUUCUCCCCUGCUUGCUGCCCGCAUGGGUCCUGACAGAGGAUGCCCAGAGCAGAGAUGCUUCAUCAGGGUCCCCAAACCCAUCCCAGCUGCGUGCCAGGGCCACAACUGCCCGUGCCUCUGGGACAGCCCCCAGCACCCUGCAGCAAACCCCUGGCCAUGCACAACUCCAGCAGCACAGGCUGCACAAAGAUCCUUAGAGUAGAAAUACCUUUUAUCAAAGCCGCUGCUCCCACACCUGCAUCCCCCAGCUGGGUGCAGGACCUCAGGGGUCCCCAGGCCGGGCAGGGUGCUGGGUUUGAUCCUGCUGCUGGGGCGCAUCAGAGGAUGGCCAUGCUGUGUUUCUCCUUGCAGAUGAAAAACCACAUGUCAGACCCUGAGGGGAGCCAGUAGAUGGACUGGGGUGCCGCAGCCUCCCUGUGUGGCCAGCCCUUUCCGUCUUGUGUUCGUAUUUCUUUUGAGGCUUCCAGCGAGUGCCACGCGCAACGCGAGGUGCCCGCUCUCAGCACGGCCAACCCCUGCAGCCGGCAGCCCCGUAUCCCACCCCUGCGAGACACCGGCCAGCCGUGGCGAGAGGUCUUUGUGUUCGAGUGCGCUUGUUUUCUUUUUCCUCCUGUUUUCAGACCUAGGGAUAAGCAGAUGUGGCCAGAGGAGGGAGGGGAGGAGCAAAAAAAACCACCCAAAAGGACCAUCUCCCAAAGGAGCAUCCCAAAUCCUGGCUGCCUUGCCUGCCAGCAUCCCCUCACUCACAGGGUGCUGUGGGGCUCUGAGAAAGCACCCCAGGGCUCCCAGCCCCUAUGGCAGAGGUUGCACCCCAACGUGCCCUUCCGUGGAAGCCCACCCUUCAGACCCCCCCAAGGAACUGGCCCAGCAAGGUGCAGCAGGCAGGGCUAAGCCCAGGCUGGCUUUCGGAGCCACUCAGCAUCCCACCACAAUGCCACAGGAAGGAGGGACCACCCUGAGACAGUUCCAGGAGACUUUUGCAGGAUUUUGGGAUGGUGCUAAACCCGGCUCCGACACCAGCUGCAGGACCAGCAGCAAGGUGAUGCAAACCCGAUUGCUCCCGGUUGCCCCUGCUCCCAAAUGGGUUUCCUUACUGGUUUACUGCAGGCUGUUCUUGGCCAGGGAUCGCGUUUGCAGUCAGCAGGACUCCUGUGAGCAGCUUUGCCAGGGCUCCUUGCCUGUGCCCAAGGAAUCAUAGUUGUCCCCCCCCUGUGCUCCCCAGCGUUGCAUUUUCAUUCAGUGUCCUUCAUUUCUAGGUUGUCCUUCUCUCGCUGGUAGGAACUUGUUCUGUAUUUCUAAUUUGCUCUGGUAAAAGAGUGUAUUGUGUCGGAAAGAAAAAUAAUUUGUAUUUCUUUUCUCUGGUUAUUUGA
Falco peregrinus (peregrine falcon) is the source of this 2108-nucleotide messenger RNA. RefSeq names its product RNA-binding Raly-like protein. NCBI's taxonomy places the organism in Eukaryota, Metazoa, Chordata, Aves, Falconiformes, Falconidae. The coding region runs from base 95 to 736 and encodes 213 amino acids. The transcript has 6 exons. Gene Ontology annotation, cellular component: nucleus. Gene Ontology annotation, molecular function: RNA binding. The record is from RefSeq and is a predicted model, not a curated record.